AUGCCGUCGUCCCAGCUAGCACAACUUUUCCAGCCUAUCAAGAUUGGCUCCAUCACUCUCCAACAUCGUGUCGUACUGGCUCCCCUCACGCGCUUGAGAGUCAACUCCCGGCAUGAACUUGGCGUUACCGCAGAGGAAUACUAUUCUCAACGUGCGAGUGUCCCAGGAACAUUGCUUAUCAGUGAAGGGACAGCGAUAGCCCCCAAGGCCGGCGGCUUCCCAAACAUUCCUGGUAUAUGGAGUGACGAGCAGAUCACAAGAUGGAAGAAAGUCGUUGAAGCAGUUCACGCGAAGGGUUCAUUCAUCUUUAUUCAAGUCGCCGCCUUGGGGCGUGGAGCUGAUUAUUCGGUAUUGAAGUCAGACGACCUGAGCUUCCCAUAUAUCAGCGCUGGCGAUGUACCACUCAAAGGUCGCGACCACGAACCGCCCCGCCCUUUGACUGUGCCCGAAAUCAAGGAAUACGUCCAGAUUUUUGCGAAAGCCUCUUCCGACGCCGUUCACAGGGCUGGCUUCGAUGGCGUUGAAAUUCACGGCGCGAAUGGGUAUUUGAUCGACCAAUUCUUGCAGACAAAUGCGAAUAACCGCACGGAUGAAUACGGCGGCUCUGUAGAAAACCGAAUCAGGUUUUCUCUCGAAAUUGUGGAGGCUGUCGCUGCAGUCAUCGGCCAAGAGAAGGUUGGUUUCCGAAUCAGCCCAUGGUCAGAUUUCCAAGAGAUGCGCAUGCCAGACCCGAUCCCGACGUUCAGCGCGCUGGCCACCCGCCUUCGCGAUUCUUAUCCUGAUCUCGCCUUCCUUCAUGUCGUUGAACCUCGCAUAGCGGGCGGUCUGGAUUCGACGGCACCAGUAGAUGAUGAAGAGAGCAACGACUUCCUGCGCGAGAUCUGGGGCACAAAACCGUAUCUUGCGGCGGGCGGUUUUACCAGGGACACGGCCAUCGAGACGGUCGAACAGAAGGGUGGUCUGGUGGUCUUCGGAAGACACUUCAUCUCCAAUCCUGAUCUUCCAACUCGGCUGUUGAAGGGGAUACCCUUAACACCAUACGAUCGCUCAACGUUCUAUACGCCGGACGGUGUCAAGGGCUACACGGAUUAUCCCUUUGCGGCGGAACCACUCGAAGCAGCGAAAGUUGCCGCUUGA
This is a messenger RNA of Heterobasidion irregulare TC 32-1, 1137 nucleotides long. RefSeq lists its product as uncharacterized. The transcript has 4 exons. Lineage: Eukaryota; Fungi; Basidiomycota; Agaricomycetes; Russulales; Bondarzewiaceae. Gene Ontology annotation, molecular function: FMN binding; NADPH dehydrogenase activity. Bases 1 to 1137 code for a protein of 378 amino acids. The record is from RefSeq and is a predicted model, not a curated record.